CGCAGGCCGGGAGGCAGAGAAGCGCAGCCAGCGCCUUCGGCGAGAGAAGACCUUUCUAUGCCCGCCGUUCCUACUGACUAAAACCGAGCGCGCGGCCAAAAAAGAAAAAAAAAAAAAAAACCAAAACAGGAGCGUCCCCUUUUCCCGCCACUCAAGAACUUUCGAUUCUUGUUCUUUAGCUGCACCUGAGGAAUUUUUCAGCUCCGUUUCCCCAUGUAAAUGCCAGCCGCCCGGUUCAUUUCGCUUCUGGAGAGCUAGGACGACGAAGAGGAAAAAAAAAUCUUUCCCGGCCAAGGAACAAAAGCGGAGUCCUGCCACUAUGCCUCAGCUCUCGGGAGGCGGCGGCGAUCCGGAGCUUUGUGCCACCGACGAGAUGAUCCCUUUCAAAGACGAAGGUGACCCUCAGAAGGAAACGAUCUUCGCCGAGAUCAGCCACCCGGAGGAAGAAGGAGACUUGGCCGACAUCAAGUCUUCGCUAGUCAACGAGUCGGAAACGAUCCCCAACAGCAACGGGCACGGACAUGAGGUUUCUAGGCCAGGCCAGUCUCAGGAAGCUUAUGAGAAAGGCAGAGAACAUCCUGAAGAAGGCAAACACACAGAUGGUGUUCUGUACAAUAAAGGACCUUCUUAUUCUGGUUAUUCUGGGUAUAUCAUGAUGCCAAAUAUGAAUAAUGAUCCAUAUAUGUCUAAUGGUUCUCUUUCUCCACCAAUUCCUAGAACAUCCAACAAAGUCCCUGUGGUGCAGCCUUCUCAUGCAGUCCACCCUCUCACUCCACUCAUCACCUACAGUGAUGAACACUUUUCUCCAGGGACGCAUCCUUCACACCUUCCCUCAGACGUCAACACAAAACAAGGCAUGACUCGGCAUCCUCCAGGUCCUGAUCUCUCCACCUUUUAUCCCUUAUCUCCUGGCAGUGUUGGGCAGAUAACCCCACCACUUGGCUGGCAAGGUCAGCCUGUAUAUUCCAUCUCAGGUGGAUUCAGGCAACCCUUCCCAUCCUCACUUUCAGUCGACACUUCCAUGUCAAGGUUUUCACAUCAUAUGAUCCCAGGUCCUCCAGGACCCCACACAACUGGAAUCCCUCAUCCAGCAAUUGUAACACCUCAAGUCAAACAAGAGCAUCCGCAUACAGACAGUGACCUAAUGCAUGUGAAGCCUCAGCAUGAACAGAGGAAAGAACAAGAGCCCAAAAGACCUCACAUUAAGAAACCUCUGAACGCUUUCAUGUUAUACAUGAAAGAGAUGAGAGCGAAUGUUGUAGCAGAAUGUACUCUGAAAGAAAGUGCAGCUAUCAACCAGAUUCUUGGCAGAAGGUGGCAUGCCUUGUCGCGUGAAGAACAAGCAAAAUAUUACGAACUAGCUCGGAAAGAAAGGCAGCUACACAUGCAGCUGUAUCCUGGCUGGUCUGCAAGAGACAAUUAUGGAAAGAAGAAAAAGAGGAAGAGAGAGAAGCUACAGGAGUCAACAUCAGGUACAGCCCCACGAAUGACAGCUGCCUACAUCUGAAGCAUGGU
Python bivittatus (Burmese python) is the source of this 1515-nucleotide messenger RNA. NCBI's taxonomy places the organism in Eukaryota, Metazoa, Chordata, Lepidosauria, Squamata, Pythonidae. The record is from RefSeq and is a predicted model, not a curated record.